AUGCCGUCGCCCACGCAAGCCAAAUCCACCAUUAUUUCACGGGGUCCACUGGACCCGGCGGAAGCACGAUGGACAAGAUUGGUCAAGACUACAUACACUGAUCCGCUCGGAGUUGAGAGAACAUGGGAAUCGGGAGAGCGACAGACCCGCCCGGCCAAUUGCGAAAUCGAUGGUGUAGGCAUCGUUACCAUCCUCACCAAAUCCACUGGGCCUGAGCUGCUCCUGCAAAAGCAAUACAGGCCCCCUAUUGACAAGGUCGUUAUUGAGAUACCCGCUGGCCUCAUUGACGCUGGCGAGACUCCCGAGCAAUGCGCCGUCCGUGAGCUCAAAGAGGAGACCGGCUACGUCGGUGUGGCUGAGCAGACUAGCCCGAUCAUGUACAAUGAUCCUGGAUUUUGUAAUACUAAUCUCAAUAUGGUCCACGUGCGCGUUGAUAUGACGCUGCCUGAGAACCAAAAUCCGAAGCCGGAGCUCGAAGACAAUGAGUUCAUUGAAUGCUUUUCUGUUCCUAUGGUUUCCCUUUUCGCGGAGACACAAAGACUUGAGAAGGAGGGCUAUGCUAUUGAUGCUCGGGUUGGUACACUUGCUGAGGGUAUCGAGUUGGCGAAGAAGCUGAAGCUGUAA
Molecule: messenger RNA, 624 nt
Organism: Penicillium waksmanii
Lineage: Eukaryota; Fungi; Ascomycota; Eurotiomycetes; Eurotiales; Aspergillaceae
Product: MutT/nudix family protein
Exons: 4
Coding region: 1-624 (207 amino acids)
Biological process (GO): ribose phosphate metabolic process; nucleoside phosphate metabolic process
Cellular component (GO): cytosol; nucleus
Molecular function (GO): ADP-ribose diphosphatase activity
Source: RefSeq, a predicted model, not a curated record